AUGGCAUUUGAAAGUAUCAUCUUCUACGAGGACAGGAACUUCCAGGGCCGCUCUUAUGAGUGCAGCUCUGACUGUUCUGACCUCCACUCUUUCUUCAACCGAUGCAACUCCAUCCGUGUAGAAAAUGGAAACUGGAUGCUUUAUGAGCAUCCCAACUUCACCGGACACCAGUAUUUCCUGAGGAGGGGAGAGUAUCCUGACUUUCAGCAGUGGUUGGGAUUCAAUGACUCCAUCAGAUCUUGCCGCGUUAUCCCUCAACAACGUGGUUCCUACAGAAUAAGGAUCUAUGAAAGAGAAGACUUCAGAGGUGAGAACAUGGAGUUUUUAGAUGACUGCGCCUCUGUCCAUGAGCGUUUCAAUUACCAUGACAUCUACUCUUGCAACGUCUUGGAUGGCCACUGGAUCUUCUAUGAGCUGCCCAACUACAGAGGUCGCCAGUACUACCUGAGACCAGGAGAGUACAGGAGAUACACUGACUGGGGUUCUGUCAAUGCCAGAGUUGGCUCCUUCAGACGUGUUAGAGAAAACUAUUAG
Molecule: messenger RNA, 534 nt
Organism: Nanorana parkeri
Lineage: Eukaryota; Metazoa; Chordata; Amphibia; Anura; Dicroglossidae
Product: gamma-crystallin 1-like
Exons: 3
Coding region: 1-534 (177 amino acids)
Biological process (GO): visual perception; lens development in camera-type eye
Molecular function (GO): structural constituent of eye lens
Source: RefSeq, a predicted model, not a curated record